Molecule: messenger RNA, 1024 nt
Organism: Drosophila biarmipes
Lineage: Eukaryota; Metazoa; Arthropoda; Insecta; Diptera; Drosophilidae
Exons: 1
Coding region: 83-865 (260 amino acids)
Source: RefSeq, a predicted model, not a curated record
ACCUACCAGGUCAAGCUCUAGCGCCUUUCUGUAAAAAUUAAAAAAUCUUUUUUAACUCGGCAUAUCCUCGAAAGCCGCAGCCAUGGGCCCAAGGAAACGCAUUUCGAAGAUCGCAUCGCGGAGCGAGGUGCCUGUGGCGCAGACGACGGAGAGCGCGUCCGGGCGUUCAGUUGGCACCCAAACCGAUGUCCUGGCAAUUGUUCCGCCGAAGCCCAAGAAGACGAAGGACAAGGGCAAGCCGCUGGCCUUGCAGGUUCCGCCGUCCCAGCAGGUGGACACAUACCUGAUGCCGGCGGUCAAUCCGCAAGCAUCGCCGGUGGCCGCUUCCGCCGUGGAAGGUGGACAGCCGGCGGCUUGCCCGGAGUUUGUCCCCGAAUUGAAUGAGAAGGCGUGCCAGGCGGAGCACGGCGCUACUCCGGACCCGGCCGACCGGGGGAUCACCCCGAAUUUCGGCGAGCGGCAGAUGACCUACCUGAAGUCCCUGGUGACCAAUCGACGCGAGAAGGCCAACCACUGGGAUCGGAAACGUCUAGAGACUCUGAUGGCCCUGAUCAACAACAACCCACCGCCGCGUUGGCACCUGGCCUCCCAGAUGUGGCUCGAGGUCGACCAACUGGAGGAGCGCAUAGAGGCCUACGAUCAGAGGGAGCUGCUGGAUGCCAAGAAACGUAAAGUGGACGAGGAGCUGGAAAAUGAGCAAUGUGAGGGGCAGGACGGGCUGCAGGAAGGGCUGCAGGAAGGGCUGCAGGAAGGGCUGCAGGACGGGCUGCAGGAAGGGCUGCAGGACGGGCUGCAGGACGAAGAGAUGGACGACACACAGAACGAGCAGAACGAAGAGGUUCUUCAACUUCCAGCGACGACUUAGAAAAUCGAGCCACUGUUCUAAGUCUUAUUGUUCAUAUUACAUCAUUCAUAAGAAUUUAGAAAAUGUAAUCUGUUGGGGCCGCUGGGGAUAAAUACACCCCACGAUUAACCGAAAAUUCUAUACGAUGUAAAACAGCUCAAUAUAACCCACAUUGGUUCU